UGACCACGGACUUUUGUUUGAAGCGGACGCCUCUCGCUGCUGCUGCUGAGUAGUACAGAGUGCCGGCACUCGGGCGGCGGAAAAUAAUAAAACAAUAAUUGUUUUUCAAGACGAAUGUGUGAAUCAGUGCUAGUGCGGUGAAAUUCCUUUUGUCUAAACCUGAUUAGUUGGAAACUGCAGGUGUAAUUGCCAUUAAGGGUACGUGGAAUUUAUUGCAGUGCAGAUGCUGCAGCAGCCGAGACUCCCGCGCAAAUAAUACACCAAUACAAACGCAUAUAUAUCAUCAUAUACAUAUAUAUGUUUAUGUAUAUAUAUAAUCAACAAUUACGCCCACGCAGCAGCAACAACAACGCGACAGAAUAGAAGCCGGGAGCAGCGGCAACAACUUUAUUUCACCUUUAACGGUUUCAAGUCGACUCUCUUGGGUUUGAGAGGCAUUAUUAAAAUGGCUUGCACCUGUGAAGUUAUUGGCCUGGCCUGUGUGGUGGCCCUAAUCCUAAGUAUAUCCGCUAAAGCUCCAUAUCAGAUGCGUAUGAUCUUUAUAUUCUUUGGAGCGGGUGCCAUAGUCCUGCUUUGUGUGCCCUUCAUGAUCCUGAGGCCAAGGGACUAUCGUAAUGCCCUCGUCCCAUCUUGGGCCUUCCGGCAGCUGUGCCGCUUGAUGGGCAUCACCAUGGAGGUGCGAGGCCUGGAGAAUGUGCGCAAGGACCAUGGUGCCGUGGUCAUAAUGAAUCAUCAGAGUGCAGUGGAUCUGUGUGUGCUAGCCUAUCUGUGGCCGGUGAUUGGACGAGCCACGGUCGUGUCCAAGAAGGAGGUUCUGUAUAUUCCAUUCUUCGGCAUCGGGGCAUGGCUCUGGGGCACCCUUUAUAUUAAUCGUGCCCGCAAGUCGGAUUCGAUUAACUCGCUGCAGAAGGAGGCCAAGGCGAUACAGGAGCGCAACUGUAAACUGUUGCUCUUCCCGGAAGGCACACGCAACAACAAGGAUACGCUGCUGCCCUUUAAGAAAGGCUCGUUCCAUAUCGCGCUCCAGGGCAAGAGCCCCAUCCAGCCCGUGGUCAUCUCAAAGUACUCAUUUAUGGACGAUGAAAAGAAGACCUUCCGCCCGGGUCAUGCCCUAAUCCACAUCCUGCCCGAAGUGUCAACGGAAAAGUACAACAAGGACAACAUUGAGGAGCUGAUCGGCGAGUGCCACACUAUCAUGCAGACGGAGUACACGAAGCUGAGUAAAGAAGGCCAAGCCUUGAGCGCGAAGAAGCAAGCAUAGGACUGGAUAUAGGAUAUACAUACGAUUCAACUCAGGUUAAACGAAGAUAACACCGAGAUGAUAUACAAAAUAGUUCCUGCUUGAGGACGUAAUUUAUUGCAAUCUAGAAGAUUCGGCUAAGCAUGGAUGAGAGAGUGAAGGAAUUAAAGCAACGUAAAUUCGGAUAUGUAGAGGGGACUUGGAUUAAAUUUUGCCUAGAAUUAA
Messenger RNA from Drosophila serrata, 1465 nucleotides. It is a transcript of the gene Agpat2, whose product is annotated as 1-Acylglycerol-3-phosphate O-acyltransferase 2. The record is from RefSeq and is a predicted model, not a curated record. Gene Ontology annotation, molecular function: 1-acylglycerol-3-phosphate O-acyltransferase activity. Gene Ontology annotation, biological process: phosphatidic acid biosynthetic process. Gene Ontology annotation, cellular component: endoplasmic reticulum; membrane. NCBI's taxonomy places the organism in Eukaryota, Metazoa, Arthropoda, Insecta, Diptera, Drosophilidae.